AUGGCUCCCUCUCCUUUCCAUCCUAAAGCUUCACGCCAUGCUCGUUCCAUCAGUUUGCCCUCCAGAUCUCAUCCUCUUACUAUUCAAGUUGAGGAGCAGUUGCACAGGUUAAGGGCUUCAGAAGCCACCACAUCAUCUUUGGCAUCGUCAUCAUCAAUAUCUUACAACUUGAGUGACCUCAAGUAUUUACAUGACAGCAUCAAUGAUUUGCUUCAUUUGCCACUGACCCAACAAACAUUAGCACAAGAACAAGGAGAGAAAUGGGUUGAUGAGGUGUUGGAUGGAUCUCUCAGAUCGCUGGAUGUGUGUAGCACAGCAAGGGCUGUUCUUUCACAGAUGAAAGAAUGUGUAACAGAGCUUCAAUCUUCCCUCCGUAGAAUAAGAGGGCAAUCUGGUCUAGCAAAUGAAGUAGAAGCAUACAAAAUGGCCAGGAAGAAGUUGACCAAGGUGAUGAGCAAGUGCCUUGGACAUCUAAGGAAAGUACAGAAGCAGAGUGCAUUUUCCUCUCUCUUAGACAAAAACCGCGACAUUGUUGCCAUAGUUAGCGUGCUAAGAGAAGUGGAAGCAAUCACCCUCUCCAUGUCCGAGUCCCUGCUGUCACUCCUAUCUGGACCAAAGGCGAUGUCAAGGCCUAAUGGUUGGACUUUUGUUUCCAAAUUGAUAAAUAGGAAUUUUGGGGCAUGCGAUUGGAAAGAGAUGGAGAGAUGUGCAUUUGAGAAGGUGGAUGUCACACUAGGCACCCUCCUUGACCACAAGACACACAAGGGCACUGAGUUAGGCAUUUUGAAGCACAGAAGCAAUUGGAGACAAUGGAGGUGA
Molecule: messenger RNA, 819 nt
Organism: Macadamia integrifolia
Lineage: Eukaryota; Viridiplantae; Streptophyta; Magnoliopsida; Proteales; Proteaceae
Exons: 1
Coding region: 1-819 (272 amino acids)
Biological process (GO): root development; shoot system development
Source: RefSeq, a predicted model, not a curated record